GGACAUCUGCCUUCUGAUCUUCGACUUCAGUUCAUAUCGUCUGCGCAAAGCAAAUGUCGGAGAUUGAUUGCUUGCCGAAUGCGAUCUUGGUGGCAAUCUUCGACUUGGUUCCUCCACUGGAAGUCAUCAACACCUGUUGCCUGGUUAGCAAGCGGUUCUUGGAUGUCUCUCUCUCACCAGAUCUUUGGAGGAACAAAGUGAACGAUCUGCCCCAGGUCCUCACAGACAGGCUCGAAGCACGCUCACAGCUGUCCUAUGCCAAGAUUUGGUAUGGGCUUUACAAUACCAACAUGCUCUCAAAUGCCAACUGGGGCAACAUCACGGACCACCGCAAUUGGUUGAUGCCUCCUGCAAAUGGAUGGAGAGUUACGCUGCAUGGUGGGCAUGGCUGGCAGCCAGAGUACCCUCCUGCCGGCCUGGACCCUUUGAACGUUGACAUGCUUCCAAGAAUGGGCGCCCCUCGGACACGUUUUACUGGGGCCCUGGCCUCUUCAUAUCAGUGGUGUGAAGUCAUGCAGCCGGUCAACAUACUGCUUGAACUAAGGAGACGGGGCAUGGAGACAGAAGAGGCAGAACAGUACCUCGACAGCGGCCCAGAGAUCACCUUUGCAGUUUGGUAUGGGGGCAGGUUUGACUGCCCAUCGAUGGCCGAGGUAGUCGUGGUACUGGAUGAUGGCACAGAUGUGCUGCCCCCAUACACAGGCCGGAGGGAGUUCCCAUGGGCGAGGAGUGCCAUUACCCACUGGAAGUCUGGAAGUCUGACCACACAGCCCGGUAAUUGGAAGCUCUCCUGCCACACCUUCAAGGGGUACAGUGCGGGGGUGAGGAGGGCAAUACUUGUGCUGAGAGGCAAGGACGACCGCUUCUGGGCAGGUCACUAUGGCAGCAAGUUCUCAGCGCCAGAGCUGUACUUUGGGAAGUGCAGGUGGUGAUUGCAAGAUGCUGAUGUCUGAGAAGACGAAAGAGGGUUGAGAUGUCUGAGAAAAUAUGAGACAUGGUGAGGAAUGAGUGUAAAUUGCAAGUGACAGAGUAUAUUCAGAUGUCACCAUACUAUGGUGACCAAAGUAUGCCAGAAAGCUCUGACUGGAUGUACCAACGAAGGAAUGUCUUCCGUAUCAUACCACCUCCUGUGACAACAUUUUGCUGAAUACCACUCUUUGCAGAGGACGUUCAUGAGGUUUUUUUUUUGCGGAUAUUAAAGUUACAGUAGUACCUUGCAUGACUAAGAGAGGAGAAGUCCAUGAUUGGACAGGGACGGCUCUGAAGGUCUAAGAGAUGUACAAUUUUGUAAGUAUUAACGGCCACAUGGCAAAGGCAAUUGUGCUGCGCACAUCAGCACUGCCGACAUAUUCAAAUCACAGCAACAUCAUUAUCACCAAAACCAGUAGCCAUGCAUUCCACACACAGUCUCAGAAUCUUGAGGCUCACACAUCCGACAUCUGCACUCUAAUUUUGCUUGUCUCACUGCGCCUUGUUUUCUCCAAGGCUCAAUUAGUAAAAGAUAUCAGUCAGAUUGUGCCGAACGAGCUAGUCUACUCCUCCGCGCCGGCUGCUGCGCGCGCGGCGCGGACCUCAUCAGCCAGCAUCUUAAUUGCCUUCUCUGCUGCUGGAGGAGGAGCUCCCUGCUGUGCACGGUCCACCAAGCUCUGCAAGCGGGCAGCCUCAGACCCCUUCUCUACACCACUUCCCUUGACUCCCUCUUCCACUGUACCACUCUCCUUCUUUACUGCAUUGGACUCGCCGGCCUUCAGCGCCCUCAGGGCCACCUCCUCUGGGGACAGGUGUGCGCUGGCAAUAUUCUCCCUUAUCUUGUCCACAGGCAUUCUGUUCAUCUUCUCGUGCGCGUUCUGGACGAGUUUCACG
Messenger RNA from Coccomyxa subellipsoidea C-169, 1863 nucleotides. RefSeq lists its product as hypothetical. Lineage: Eukaryota; Viridiplantae; Chlorophyta; Trebouxiophyceae; Coccomyxaceae. Gene Ontology annotation, molecular function: protein binding; ubiquitin protein ligase activity. The record is from RefSeq and is a predicted model, not a curated record. Gene Ontology annotation, cellular component: cytoplasm; SCF ubiquitin ligase complex. The transcript has 8 exons. The coding region runs from base 54 to 932 and encodes 292 amino acids. Gene Ontology annotation, biological process: glycoprotein catabolic process; SCF-dependent proteasomal ubiquitin-dependent protein catabolic process.